GUGCCUCUCAAUAGGAUAUGGCUUUUGAAUCCUGGAAUAUAAUAAGCACUACCUUUAGCUAAGUCCCAAUGAACAAGAUUAUUAGAGGAGGCUAUGAAGAAGAUGGUGAUAAAGAAGAAGAGAAGAAGGUUGUCAAAGUGGCAACACUUCUUUUUGUCAUUGGAUUAGUGAUUUACCAGAUCAACAAGCCCUUACUUCCUAUGAUUCUUAAUCCAGUGGAUGAAGAAGUUCAAGGUUUAAACAAGACAUUGAGGAAGAAGGCCAAUAUAAAAGUGGGGAAGGAGAAUCAAGGUCCUGAAAGAAUGGACAAACUUUUUAUACUGAGCACAAUGCGACUGGGUCAUAGACGAACUCUACAGUUACCUAAGGAGAUAGGAAGUUCGAAUCCAAAUGAAGAACAAUCAGAUCCCAUGCUUCUUUGUAUGUCUAUGUAUCAGUAAUAUGGAACUAUCAAGUAACCAUAGGAACAAUUGCAGGCACUAGCUAUUGGUUUUAUCAUCCUGCAUGGUACUGGAGGUGGAUUCUCUAUUGCAGGAUUCUUACAAGUUACAACCUAUAGACUGCAAUCCUAGCUGUGUUUCAAGGACUUGAUGUUUUCUAUCUGGAUUUGGAUUUUUCAUCAAGCUUAUCAUUCUAAAAUAAGAUUAUGUGCAAAUU
Messenger RNA from Rubroshorea leprosula, 657 nucleotides. The record is from the annotation of a GenBank genome assembly. NCBI's taxonomy places the organism in Eukaryota, Viridiplantae, Streptophyta, Magnoliopsida, Malvales, Dipterocarpaceae.